Molecule: messenger RNA, 570 nt
Organism: Cooperia oncophora
Lineage: Eukaryota; Metazoa; Nematoda; Chromadorea; Rhabditida; Trichostrongylidae
Source: the annotation of a GenBank genome assembly
AUGAUGUUCACGGAUCCACUAUACGAAGAACAAUUACGAUCGUGGUCCUCACCUCCAAAUAUGUUGAUCCCGGAGGCGUGGGCGCAAGGAUUCACGGGAAAAGGAGUUGCCGUAGCAGUGCUGGACGACGAAGUGGAUUCAGGCCAUGAAGACCUCAUAGCAUCACAUGGUACUCGCUGCGCAGGAAUCAUCGCUAUGGCAGCGAACAACUCAAAAUGCGGUGUCGGUGUAGCUCAUCAGUCUCGAAUUGGAGGAUUGACAGUGCUUGCCGAAAAUCAAUUCCUUAAUGACGCUGUUGAAGGAGAUGCACUCGCAUACAAAAGUGAUCGCAUUGACAUUUACUCAGUCAGUUGGGGACCAAAGGAUGAUGGUCGAUCUGCUGAGCGACCAGGAUUCUUAGCUCAAAGAGCAAUCGAGUUUGGCGCCGUUCAUGGUCGAAAAGGGCUUGGCUCUCUUUACGUGUGGGCUAGCGGAAAUGGUGGCCUGCAAGAAGAUGAUUGCGCUAUGGAUGGAUACGUUAGCAACCUACAUACGCCUGCUAAGGCUUCGACAUUUGAGGAUCGCGAGUGA